CGAAGAGAUUUUAAUGACUUCUAUAAAUGUAUAAAAUGUAGAUAACUAAGCAGUAUCUUGCCUUAUGUAUAGGACGUUGCUUUAAAUUCAGCUAUCCUCCUCAACUGUAAAAAUACAUGAAUCAGAAUUGCAUCUUCUGGGGACAAAACUCUUGAGUAGAAACCAGAAUGCUUCACUUCAUCCAGAAAAUUUCUGGAGCAUCUUCAAAGAUACUAAAGAACCCUUUUACAGUGAGACUCAGAGCCAGCAGACUAGAUAUACUUUCUCCCAAGACAUGUCUUCCACGGGACUUUUCCUCUUUGUCUCCAAGAACUUGGCUUUCCACGUCAUUUCAAGUGUGUAUGAGGAAGAUAGAAUGUUAUCAUGCGUCACCAUGCAACUUUAAAAAGCAGCAGAAGGAGGCAGUCCUUCCCCCCAAGAAACCAAGCACCAUCACUUACCUACGUGAUAGCCCAAAGCCAGCCUUAUAUACAACUCUGGUGGGGUUAAUCCCCUUUGCUGCCCCACCACUCAUCAUGGUAAUAACAAAGUCUUAUCUCCCCAUACUAGCUUUUACUCAGAUGGCCUAUGGAGCCAGUUUCUUAGCUUUCCUGGGAGGCAUUAGAUGGGGCUUUGUUCUGCCGGAAAGUAGUCCGGCCAAACCAGACUAUAUUAAUUUAGCUAGUAGUAUGAGUCCUGUUCUGUUUUCAUGGGUAGCCAUCCUAUUUUCUGAAAGACUCAAUGAAGCCAUAGUUACAUUAAUAAUAGGUUUAGGGAUAGCAUUACAUAAUGAACUUUUCCUCUUACCACAUUAUCCCAACUGGUUCAAAGCCUUAAGGAUCAUAAGUACUUUGGUGGCUUUUAUCUCACUUGUAAUCACUUUAAUCCUUGAAAAUAUUUAUCCAGAAAAGGGGCCCAGGAGAUUUGACUAAGUAGAAAUAUAAAACUACUUUCUUGAUAUCAUGUGCAGUGUCUGUGUAGGCCAGAAGCCUGUUGAAUGCCCUGGAGCUAACGUUACAGGCGGUUCUGAGCCACCCAGUGUCUAGGCUGGGAACUAAACUUGUGUCCAUAGCAGUACAGUCUUGAGCACUGAGCCUGUAUCUCUACACUGUAAAGCUUCAUUUUAGCAUCACAAUCCUGUUUCUCUUGUUUGGUUCUUUUUUCUUCCUCCCACUGGUAGGAAUUUAUUCUUCAUACAUUGUUUGUUUUUGUUUUUUCUAAAGAAUUAUCUCUUUUAGCCAGAUGGUAGUAAUAUACACUUUUUAUCCCAGCAGAAAGGAGGCAAAAGCAGGUGGAUCUUUGAGUUUGAGGCCAGUUUGUUCUAUAAAGCAAGUUCCAGGAAAGCCAGGGUUCCAUGAGAAACUCUAUCUGGGGGGGGAGGGGGGAGUUACAGUUACCUGCCUUUUGCCUCCUAAGUGUUGGGAUUAUAAAAAUUAUUUCUAAGUAAUUUAUCUUGAAAAAUUUCCGGGUUAAUGUUAGUUUACAUUUUUGUGUGUGACUUGUAUAGUCACAUAAGUAAACAUUUCAGUGUUAGAUUAUACUGAGAAUAGUAAAAGACAAGAUGAAAAAUCCUGUAUUAGAGUCUAGCAAUCAUGAAGUCCUAUUUCAUGAGACUUCUACUUGUAGUGGUUUGAAGAGGUUUGGCCCCCAUCGACUCAUGUGUUUGAAUAUGCUUGGCCCAGAGAGUGGCACUAUUAGUGGUGUGGACUUGUUGGAAGAAGUGCGACACUGUGGGAGUGAGCUUUGAGACCUUCCUCCUAGCUGCCUGGAAGACAGUCUUCUGGUUUCCUUUGGAACAAGAUGUAGAACUCUCAGCAGUGCCAGUACUGCCCAUGUUUCCCAUCUUGAUGAUAAUGGACUGAAACUCUGAACCUGUAAACCAGCCCCAUUUAAGUGUUGUCCUUUCUAAGAGUUGCCUUGUCCAUGGUGGUCAAAGAUGGAAACCUAACUAAGGUAUCACCAGGAAGUUCAUGACAUCUUAAAAAUAAAAGUAUUUCUGUCAAA
Rattus rattus (black rat) is the source of this 1983-nucleotide messenger RNA. RefSeq names its product transmembrane protein 69 (gene Tmem69). NCBI's taxonomy places the organism in Eukaryota, Metazoa, Chordata, Mammalia, Rodentia, Muridae. The transcript is spliced from 2 exons. The record is from RefSeq and is a predicted model, not a curated record. The coding region runs from base 168 to 911 and encodes 247 amino acids.